This is a messenger RNA of Macadamia integrifolia, 2920 nucleotides long. RefSeq lists its product as uncharacterized. The transcript is spliced from 6 exons. Lineage: Eukaryota; Viridiplantae; Streptophyta; Magnoliopsida; Proteales; Proteaceae. The record is from RefSeq and is a predicted model, not a curated record. The coding region runs from base 1332 to 2630 and encodes 432 amino acids.
ACUCAUUUGUUUCGGAUGUGUGCUGCUGGUUAGUCUUAUGGUCGAGAAAUCUUCCUUUCGGAUUCUUGCAGAGAAGAGCCAAUACUCGGAAGAUUUGUGCUUGUAUAGAUAGAUAUCUGCCUUUUGUUUUCGUUUUUUCGGGUCCUUUAAGAAGAUUUAUGCUUGUUUCAGAGGCGUAGAGAGUUUUUCUUCUAUCCGUUUCAAUUUCCCCGGGACUUCGAUUGCCUGGCAAAAUUUUCUGAUUUCGGUACAGAAUAUCCUUAGAUUCCGGCAAUGGAGAGGUUUUCUUCACCGUAAGCCAUGGUUGCUAGUCGAAAUUGUUCAAUGGCUUUUUAUGUUCUAGUUCAAUUUCUUGGAAGACGAGAAAUCUUGUUUUUGCUGGAGAGUCUCUCGUUCUUGGUGGUUGUUUCUAAGCGGUUAAUGUUGGUCUAUUUCAGAGAAUGAAAAACCUUUUUCUUUUUUUUUCCCUUCAUCCAUCCUAGCGUUUCCACCUGAAUGUAAGGUUUCAGCUUCAGCAUCAUAGAACAAAUUGGAUACGUUUGUGACAUUAGGAACUCAAAAGAUCAACGUGGUUUCUUUACUUCAUCUAGUAAUCUCUCCUCUCUAAUAAUCGCCGUGUUUCAACCCGAUUUUGAGGUUUCAGGUUGAAGAUCGGCUGUUUUGAGUUUUGGUUUAGUGGUUAUGUCAUCGUUUACUCUCUUGAACAUGGAUCAAGUUUUAUUGCGGAUGGUUUCACAGGUCUGAGAGGAAGAGGAUUGAUUUUCUACCGAGAAAUGGAGCCCUUCCUCUCUUCUCCUUAUCUCUUUCUAUUUUCUCGGGUUCUAAGUAAUCUAGUGAGUUUGAUAGCUACCUCCUCUUUCUCUAUUUCGUCUUUCCUUUUCUGGCAAUGUUUUGCUUUUGGGUUCCCUGUUAGCUGGUUCAGUCGAAUUUGUAGAUUAUUAUGAAAGUCGUUACCAGAACAGAUUUACGAUGGAAGGACAGCCUUGUUAGGAUUGCAGUCUCUUUCUAGCAUUCAGAGGAGGAUUUUCUUUUCUUUGGUUCCGUACUUCCGUCUUCUCUGUUCUGUUCUCACAAUCUCAUGUGAUUGUGAGAUCACAAUGUUUUCUUUAUUUUAUCAGAGAAGAGAAAUUGUGUGGAUUUCUAUUCUGGUCCGAGUGGAAAUUUUGGUUUUGAUCCCUGGUUGCAGGGAAGUAGCCAUGGUUUAGGUCUAUGAAUGCGGGCAUCGUUGAUAAGGUUUAGUAAUGGGAGAAACAGGAAACAGAGGAGGAGCUGUUUAUCUGUUGGAUCUACGCUGAUGCAGUGGAUUAAUCGCAAACUGCAAUGAGAAAAAUAUGAUUUUGAACUCUUUGCGUGUAUACUUGUUCAUUCGCUGGCUUGAAGUUCAAAAUGUGGUUUCGACUUUCAAUGGUGAUUCGGUUUCUUCACUAUUAAUUGGGUAUUUAUCCUGGUUGUUCACGACGGAAGGCGUUGCAUCUUCUGAACGUCUCUCUCUCUUAUACCAGAGACUGAGCCCAGAGUGUCUUCCUCUUAGCAAUGGAAGGAAAUCCAACCUACGAACGUGUAAGGAAGAUGAUGGUGGAGAAAAUGGCAGAACCCCAAGUUGCAGCAAUUUGGAAGGGAAGGCUUUAAGAUUCAGAUCUGGAACGAGUCCUUCCAACAACAGCCCUGACAAGAACUUUUCCCAUUUUGUCAUAUCCGAUAGUCGACAAUCGGGAAACCAUUCCACCCAGAAGAACCAGAGCCACGAAAGCAGUCCCAGCCCCAGUCCCAACCGUGGAGUCGACGUUCUGUUGCAAUGGGGUCAAAAUAAGAGAUCCCGUCGGUCUAGAUCGGAGAACCGUUCGGUGACGGAUGAAUCGUCGGUGCAGGGCAGACAAGUGAUCAAGAUCCACAGGAAACUCGUGCUUGGGUUGGAGAAGCAAUCGUCUACAACGAUGACAAUGCCACCACCACUCCCUCCAUGCACUACUGCAUCCUCUUACACGAGGGGAACCAGCCUACGACCUUGCACGCCCUUCCGUGAAAGCUCAGGGUCUCAUCUCAGCAGAAACUCAGAAGAUCGGUUGGUUAUUGCUAAUGGGUCGCCGGCGAGGAGUAACGGUGGAGGCAGUAGCAGUACCCGCGGCAUACACGCCCCUGUAUGCCGAUCCUCUCCUCCUUCGCCGCCGGAGAGAAGCGAUAAAAUUGUUUCCUGCUCUAAUCCAGGUGAAAAUAAGCCCAAGGGAUCAGGGUCAACGGCAGUAGCAGCUGACCCCGUCAAUCACCGUGUGGAAUCUGCUGUGGUAGCACCAUACGAGCAAGAAGCAGCAGGUACAAGUGGUGCGGCAGCGGGGGCCGGUGGCUUAGGGGAGAAAGUGAACCUGGAUCCAUUCGAGUGGUCAAGGAUUUAUGUCUCACUUUCCAGGAAAGAGAAAGAGGAUGAUUUCCUCGCCAUGAAGGGCACUAAGCUCCCCCAGAGACCCAAGAAAAGGCCCAAGAACAUUGAUAAGACUCUGCAGUACUGUUUCCCAGGGAUGUGGCUGUCUGACCUGAAUAGGGGACGGUACGAAGUCAGGGAGAAGAAAUCCGUGAAGAAGCAAAAGAAAAGGGGAUUGAAAGGAAUGGAAAGCAUGGAUAGUGAUUCGGAAUAGAAGUCUCGACUCUUGACCCGUAAGAAUCAGAGAAUCCUAAGUUGCGGCUCUUUCUCCAUCACUUCUCCCCUAACAAGGGGCAAAGAGGAGAAAAUUGUGAAUUGAGAUGGUCACAGGGGAUGAGGAGAGGACUUCUGCUAGAGCUUGAGAUCUGCUCCUUCUCCAAUCAAACCUCCCAAUCCGGCUUGAAUCCUUCAUUUUGUAUCAAAUGAUGAUCCUUUUAACUUACGGAGCUUGUACAAAUUGUUUCCAAUUUGAUUAAACGAGUGAAGAAAAGAAUUUUGGUUUCA